AUGAAGCUCACUCCCGUAAUCGUGGCAGAUGCCCCAACGUUCAUAAAUCCUAUUGGUGAAAGAACAAUUUCCCUUCGUUCUUUAACACUCUCCGAUCUUGAUAUCGGGAUAUCACAAUUGCUUGAUACAGACAUAUUUGAGUGCAUAGAUUUGACUGACAAUGACCUAAUAAUAGUACCAGAGUUUGGCCAAUCACGCAGACUAAAAACUUUACUUUUGGCGCGUAAUCGAAUUCGAAUAUUGAGUCCUAACUUUGCAUCAAAGCUUUAUAACUUGGAGUCGGUGUCACUAAUAAAUAAUUUCAUAAGGUCUCCAAAAGAGCUUGCAGGAAUGUCCUCAGUUAAGAAUUUGAGAGAGUUAUACUUAACUGGAAACCCGAUCACAGGGUUGAAAAAUUAUAGGCUUUGGACCAUUUGGAAAUUCCCUACGUUGAAGAUAUUGGAUUCUGAGAAGGUGAAGAAAAAUGAGAAGGAGGAGGCCACAAAGUUGUUUGGCACACACAAAGAGCCGACAGAUCUUGCAAGAAAGGUAUCUGAGAGCGCUGUGGAUAUAGGCAUGGGUCCUGAAAAAAAGUAUUCAAAAGAGGCUUUGGAUAGUAAGACAAUCCAUAUGAAAAGUACAUAUCAGAGGCUUUCAACCAGUCAGAGGAAGAAGCUGAAGCAGGAGCUUGUUUCAGCUACAAAGCUCGCGGAUAUUGAAAGAAUCCAGGGGAUUUUGGAAAGAGGAUACCUGUGA
Molecule: messenger RNA, 735 nt
Organism: Brettanomyces bruxellensis
Lineage: Eukaryota; Fungi; Ascomycota; Pichiomycetes; Pichiales; Pichiaceae
Exons: 1
Coding region: 1-735 (244 amino acids)
Biological process (GO): mRNA splicing, via spliceosome
Cellular component (GO): U2 snRNP
Molecular function (GO): protein binding; U2 snRNA binding
Source: RefSeq, a predicted model, not a curated record